AUGUCUGGAUCAUCUGACCCACCUAAGUACACCAAAACGCCUCUUCACGUCAUCCAAGAUAGACUUGAGAGAUUGAAGAAAAACUCGGAUCUCUUUGACGUCCAAGUUACCACUCCCCUUCAAUUUCGUGAGCUUCAAAUAGAUAGUGAAGGGAAUAGAGUAGAGGGAGGAUCAGAAGCUUCUGACACUUCAGUUGUUCCAUCACCACACCAAACGCCACCUCCAUCACCUCGUGCACUUUUAGUCGUUCCACCACCACCACCACCAAUGGCUCUCACCAUAAGGCAACUCUCUACAUCCGUCAUCCCACCUGGUGGCGUCCCUACUUGCAUAACCUACCCUGCUGCAGCUGAGGGAUUAACAGCUGAUUUUGAGUUGAAGUCUGGGCUACUUCAUCGUCUUCCUACAUUCCAUGGACUCUCUAUGGAAGAUCCCAACAACCACUUGAUGGAAUUUCAGUUCAUCUGCACUAGCAUGAAGCCUCAAGGAGCUGAUGAGCAUAUUUUGAAGUUGAAGGCCUUCCCAUUUUCGUUGGCUGACAAGGCAAAGCAAUGGCUUUAUGAGUUGCCAAGUGGACGGAUCACAUCUUGGGCUGAUAUGAUGAAGGCGUUUCUUGAGAAGUAUUUCCCUACAUCUCGCAUCAUCAUGCUUAGGAAGAAGAUAAGUGGAAUCCAACAAGGGCAAGAUGAGUCCUACGCAGAUUACUAUGAAAGGUUCAAGUCUCUCACCACUCAAUGCCCUCAACAUGGCAUGAAGGAUGAGACCUUGCUCACUUGUUUUUAUGAUGGGCUCACCAACUUGGAAAGAGACAUGCUAGAUGCAGCUUCUGGUGGAUCGUUUGUUGAUAAGGAACCUGCGGCUGGAAUGGUUCUAAUUGAGAAUAGGGCCUUGAAUCAACAACAAUAUGGAAGCUCUAGGCCCAAAUCCACCACCACACGUGAAAGGGUCCAUGAGGUAAGUACUUUAGCUCAAUUGGAGGAUAAAAUUAACAAACUUACUUCUCUAGUGUCUCAGGGAGCGCAUGGGCAAGUCUUGGCAUGUGGAGUGUGCUCAAUGAAAGGGCAUGUGUCUGACCAAUGCCCUCAACUCAUGGAGGAAGGAGGACUUGAAGGUGCCAACGCCAUAGGAUUUCAACAAGGAGGUCAACCUCCAAGAAACGAUCCAUUUUCAAACACUUACAAUCCUGGAUGGAGGGAGCACCCUAACUUUCGUUGGAGGAACAAUGAAAACGUGCAAAAUGGUCAAACUCAUCAUGGGAACCAAAUCAAUGCCAUAUCCACAGAUGUAGCUGAAUUGAAGAAGCAAAUGAGUCAAGUAGUGGAGUUUAUGGGUAAGUUUCAUGAGCAAGGUAAGCUACCAAGUGGUACCAUCCCAAAUCCUCACUUUGAGCAAGCCAAAGUCGUCACUACAAGGAGUGGUAAGACCCUUGUAGAUCCUCCAACGCCUCCCAAAAAGAUCUCAACAUCCAUUUUAGAGGAGGAGGAUGACCCUGCAACGUCUAAGGCUCUUGUGACACCUCCUACUGCAGAACCGAAACCUAAAGGACAAGUUUCUAACUCUUUCAAUUCGGUUAUUACUAAUCCAUCUUCUUCUCCUUUGCCUUUCCCAAGAACUUUGCACCACAAGGAGACAGAACUGUGA
Molecule: messenger RNA, 1641 nt
Organism: Rosa chinensis
Lineage: Eukaryota; Viridiplantae; Streptophyta; Magnoliopsida; Rosales; Rosaceae
Exons: 3
Coding region: 1-1641 (546 amino acids)
Source: RefSeq, a predicted model, not a curated record